Phyllostomus hastatus (greater spear-nosed bat) is the source of this 3849-nucleotide messenger RNA. It is a transcript of the gene CIMIP2B, whose product is annotated as family with sequence similarity 166 member B. The transcript is spliced from 6 exons. The record is from RefSeq and is a predicted model, not a curated record. The coding region runs from base 2606 to 3742 and encodes 378 amino acids. NCBI's taxonomy places the organism in Eukaryota, Metazoa, Chordata, Mammalia, Chiroptera, Phyllostomidae.
ACAACCUCUGUUACUAUUCUAAACUCUUUUCCUUUCUUUCCAAACUUCAAACACUGACUUUCUAGUUAUUUAGCGCUUAGCAUAAGAUAGGCGCAAGGCCAACUGCUCUUUAUGCGUCAUCUCAUCUCUUAUCCUACUCACUGAGGUAGUGAUGUUAGUUCCUCAUAUUAUCGUUGGGAAAACUGACACUCAAUGAGAUGAAUUUGGCAAAAGCUUAUAUUUCUAGUAAAACUAGAAGCUGAACAGGUGUGUUUUUUUUGAAAGAUUUUAUUUAUUUUUUUUAGAGAGAGAGGAGGGAGAGAAGGAAAGGUCGAUGUGAGAAACACCUAUCUGUUGCCUCCCGCACGUGCCCCAACCAGGGGCGGAACCGCAACCCAGGCACAUGCCCUGACCGGAAGUCAAACUGGCCACUUGGCUAGUUUGGAACAUCACUUUGCUUGGCUGGAUGCUGCCCAACCAAGUGAGCCACACUGGUUAGGGCUAAAUGUUUUUUUUUUCUCACUUUUAUGUUGUGAUGCCUUUGGCUCUAAGUAAAAGAAAACUUAAAGUCACCUAAACAGUAAUGAAGUUAUUUCACAUUAAAAGGUGGUUAUUUCAGUGGCUCUACAUUACCAUCAGGGACCCAGGCCUUUCUACCCUACUAUCCACCCUUGAUGUAUUCAGACUGUGUCCCCAGAUUAGGUUUCACGAUGCCUGCCAAAGUUCCAUCAUCACAUCUGCAGAACUUCUAGAGGCAAGAAAGGACAUUAUUCCUUCUUGCACAUCUCUUGCUAUUUAAUUUGCUGUGCCUCUUUCUUAAGAGCAAAGAAACUCCUCCCAGGAGCCUCCCUCAUCCUGGACUCCCUCUCAUGUUGCCAGAAUGCCACAAGCUUAUGCUAGCCUAUCAUUGGCAAGAGGUAUGGGACCACUAUGAUGGGCUUAGACUAAUCAAGACUCACUCCUAGGGCUGGUUCCAGGCUUUCCUGAAGUUGCUGGCUGCUUGGCCAAAAUAAAUUAAGAUUCCGUUAGGAAAGAUGGAGAUGGGGGUAGGGAAUAGGCAUGAGGUAUGCAACCAGUAGUGUCAGAAUCCAAAUGUCCAGUUACAGAAUCCAAAUGUCCAGAUUGUUAACCUUGACACACUGCUGCUAUUCUGGGUUCUCCCCUCAGCUCCCACCCUCACUCUAGCACAGGGAUUUUCAAGCAGUGUGCUGCAAGAAUUUUUAAAAUACUCAAUACCUGACUUUAGUCUGGAUCACAGACCACUUUUCCCUUAGAUUGUCAAAUAAAAAAAUGACAACAGCCAACACAACAAUAGCUGUCUGGUAUCAAUGAAUCAAAAUUACACCUAUUUUUUUGGCCUGAUCGGCAGAAUUUUAGUAGUUUAGUUGUGCCAUGAGAUGGAAAAGGUUGGAUAUCACUGCUCUAACAGAUUUCUUUAAUUGUGAGCCACGUCUCCUACAACUCCAGCUCUAAGCGACACAUACCCAGGCUGUCCUUGGCAGAAUGGUGGGGAAUAGGAACUGUAUUUCUCAGGACCUAGUGCUCUUGCGCAGUUCCUCAGGAGUCAGGGAUGUACGCUUGUCAGAGCCGGCACUGUUGUGGGGUGGGGCGGAGAGCAGAGGCUCCUCGGGAAGGCGGGCUGGCCUGGCCUUGACUGCACCCCGGAGCUGAGUUCUCAUCAUGCUCCCCACUGUCUCUGAGAUCUCGUCUUCCUGGUCUGCUCUUCUCUUGGGAUCUAAUUUCCUUUCUUAACAUAUUCUAAUUUGCCCCCUAGUCUUAAAUCCCAACAUUACCCUCAUAUUUCUUUCCUCGGAACUCUCACAGUAAAAUACCUGUGUCCACUGGAUUUGCUAACCAUUCAUUGACUUCCUAUAUGUAUUAGAAGCUUAGAGACAAUACUAGACAAUAGGGUAGGAAAUUAAAUUUUAGUAGCUGCGUGCUAAGUUCUUUCACACACACUAUCUGACUUUAUCACUAACAGCACCUUGGUAGGUUAGGUUAUCUUGACCUUCACAUUGGAGGUUAGAGAAUUCAGAAGGUAAGUCACCUGAGCAGAGAAGGUAGGGUCAUCUCGAGGGCACAGGCUGUUAGGAGCCCAUGACUGCCCGGCCCAUGCCCAUGCUGUCCCCUACAAGCAUCUUUAUGCUUACAAGGAUCUUUGCAUACCUUGAUUGGAGCCUCACAAACUGCAUUUGUUCUGGAGUAGCAGGGUGAGGAGUAGUAUCCGAGUUUUAUAAAUGGUAGUGAGGUUGCGAGAUACCAAGUUACUUGCCCCAAGUCAUGUGAAGCUUAGCUUUUCUGACUCCUAUGUAGUACACAUGCUGCCGCCAUGAAGCUGCCCCGCGGGGCGUGGCAUAUGUGUUGAGUGGGUGGUGAUCCAGAUUAUGGUAGGUGUGCAAUAAGUAAUUGUCAAGUUAUACCAUUGAAAAUUAAUAAUGUCACUGCCUAGAUGUCUCUAGUUUCCUUUUUCCCCUGUCACCUCUCCUCUGGGUUCUCCUUGGAGAUCCUCUUUUCCCAAGAAAGUCCAUCACCUUUAAUCAAGACAAAGAGCAGAAUCCACAUCUCCUCAGGCAGGUGCUGCGAUGAGGGCUUAAGAAGGAAGGGCCCUCUUCCAAGACACAGCUGAAUGGACCUGACAGUUUUUGCUCUCCCUCUUCCCACCUCAGGCCUUCCUUGGGUCCUGGUGUGGGGAGGCUGUACUGAGACUUUCCCCUGCCCCCAGGUGGCAAAACUGCAUUUGUUCUGGAGUAGACAGGCCCGUGAACCUCUGCUUUCCUGUUCCACUGGCCUUGGCCUUGGCUGUCAUCACACUAGUACCCUGCCCCAUCUCUCCUCCCUUAAUCCCGCCCCCACCUCUGGCUCCACCCGACAGCCCUGGACACAGUAUACACAGCCCAGAGCCUCUGUCCAAAGGGAAACAAAAGGGACUGCCUGGGUUCCCAUGGCUGUGGCCAGCACCUUCGUACCGGGGCUGAACCCUCAGAAUCCUCAUUAUAUCCCGGGGUACACGGGACACUGCCCACUACUUCGGUUCAGCAUGGGCCAGACCUAUGGGCACAUGACCGGUCAGCUACUUCGAGGAGCUCCUGGCCUAGCCUGGCCCCCGGCUUGUCGAGUUCUCCUACCUCCCAUUCAGCCUCCAAGAUCUCCCGAGGUUCCCAGGGGAAGCCCGCCUGUCAGGCGUGGGCAUAAAAGGCUCAGUUGCAGCAUGAUCCCUGGCUACACAGGUUUUGUCCCCCAGGCACAGUUCAUCUUCGCCAAGAACUGCAGCCAGGUCUGGGCUGAGGCUCUGAAUGAUUUUACCCAGCGAGGGAAGCAGGAGCUACCAAAGGAGGUCAAGGGAGAAGACGUGGAAAAAGACCAAGAGCCAAAGCCUAAGUCAGAGCUGGAGGAGGAGCCAGAGCUGGGGCAGGAGGCGGGACAAGCUUCCCCCUAUUCCAUGGAUGACAGAGAUCCUCACAAGUUCUUCAUGUCAGGUUUUACUGGUUACGUGCCCCGUGCCCGUUUCCUCUUCGGCUCCAGCUUUCCUGUGCUCACCAACCAGGCACUGCAGGAAUUUGGACAGAUGUACUCACGGGACAAACCCCAGACGGGACUCAAACAUCUCCCCCCACUUUCAAGGACCUACCCUCAGAACCUGGGCCUUUUACCUAACUAUGGGGGCUAUGUGCCAGGGUAUAAGUUCCAGUUUGGCCGCACAUAUGGGCAUCUCACCCAUGAUGCUCUGGGCCUCAGCACCUUCCAGAAACAAGUCAUGGCGUAGGUACCUGGACUGCAAGUUCUCUCUUCCCUUUUCAUCUUUCCCAGCCAUCCUUUUGGAAGAGAGAGAGAUGGGCUGGAGGGUGGGGGGAGGCACAAAGAGAAAAUAGU